GCUUGUGGAACAGAUAACACGCAGGUGUCAGCAGAGAGGGAGAUAAGGACAUCGCCUGCUAGAAAGAAUCCGAUUAUAUACUCAGAUCCCUGCGGGUUUCAUCUCGGUCCUUGUGUAAGAACUGACGCCUAACUUGCCGAUGCUCUUGUAACGGGACCGGUGCUACCGAGGAGGUUUUCUCAUCGCGUGCGAUAUUAAAUAAACGAAAAGCGGAUACGUGGAAAUCUUAUUGACAAUAAAUGCAAAUAUUCCCAGAGGAACUUUAUAAGGGCGAAUGAAUUGCGCAGUGGAGGACGCCUGGAUUCAUCUAUACUUGGAAGUUUUGACGUCGCGCUGGAUUCUGGGAUUGCCGUUCGCUUUUGCUCAUGGAUUAUCUCUCAUUAUGACGUCCUCAUUCAUUCCAAGAUUCUGGACAACACGUCUGAACAACCGCGUUGACCUCACGCCCCUAAAAUAAUGGAUGGUGAUGGAAACCCUUCCAACGGUGCCUCCAGACGUAGCAGCAGGGGUCGGUUCUCUUUAUCCAGCAGGGGUUCCUCGCCGAAAACUAUCCUUCGGGAGGAACGCGGUGGAGAGGAGGUGAACAAAAGGCUGCUUUACAUUGUCAACCAUCACCCGGACCAAACUGACUCUGUGACCCAUGCCGCCUCCAAAUCUCUUGAAGUUACGGCGUGUUUAGAUGGAUCCACCACCACGGUGACCUCGUCCCCUCCGCCCAGCCUCCACAAAUCCAUGUGUGAGUCACCGGGGCCUGCUCGGUCCCCUCUGCCGUGCAAAUCGGAGGAAAGGGUCUACGCCGACCAAUCCACGUUUCUCCAGAGACAGUUCGGCUCCCUGCUUCAGCCGGGGGUGAACAAGUUCUCGCUGCGAAUGUUUGGCAGCGCAAAGGGCGUAGCAGACGAGCAGGAAAGGAUCAAGGCGUUUGGGGUGUGGAUUAUACAUCCAUAUAGUGACUUCAGGUUUUAUUGGGACUUGGUGAUGCUUUGUCUGAUGAUGGGAAAUCUUAUCAUUCUGCCAUGGGGCAUCACCUUCUUCGAAGAUCAGAACACUCUGCCCUGGAUCACUUUUAAUGUGGCCUCCGACACUCUUUUUCUAGCGGACCUCGUCUUCAACUUUAGGACGGGCAUAAUGGAAGAAGAAAACUCAGAGAUCAUCCUGGAUCCGGAUGUGAUCCGUCGCCGCUACCUGCGUGGCUGGUUUAUGGUGGACCUCAUCUCUUCCAUCCCGGUGGACUACAUCUUCCUGAUUGUGGAUAUAGAAGCUCGGCUUGAGGCGGCGGAGGUGUACCGUACCGCCAGGGCAUUGCGCAUUGUACGCUUCACCAAGAUCCUCAGUCUGCUCCGAUUACUGCGCUUGUCAAGACUUAUACGUUACAUUCAUCAGUGGGAGGAGAUAUUCCAUUUGACCUAUGACCUGGCCAGUGCAGUGGUUCGCAUUGUGAAUCUGAUCGGAAUGAUGUUGUUACUGUGUCAUUGGGACGGCUGCUUUCAGUUCAUGGUGCCCAUGUUGCAAGACUUUCCUCCGGACUGCUGGGUCUCCAAAAACAACAUGGUGAACUCCACAUGGGACGUCCAGUACUCGUAUGCCCUCUUUAUGGCAAUGAGCCACAUGCUGUGUAUUGGGUAUGGAGCCCAGGCCCCUGAGGGGCCGACGGACGUCUGGCUCACCAUGAUCAGCAUGAUCAUUGGUGCCACCUGUUAUGCCAUGUUCCUGGGCAAUGCCACCAACCUGGUGCAAUCACUGGAUGCCUCCCAUCGACAGUACCAGGAGAAGUAUAAGCAGGUGGAGCAGUACAUGUCCUUCCAGAAGCUGCCUGCUGAUAUUAGACAGAGGAUUCAUGAUUAUUACGAGCAUCGCUUCCAGGGCAAGAUGUUUGAUGAGGAGAAUAUUCUCGGAGAGCUCAGCGAUCCACUCAAAGAGGACAUUGUGAACUAUAACUGCCGUGGACUUGUGGCAAACAUGCCCCUUUUUGCGAAUGCUGACCCUCAUUUCGUCACGGUACUGUUGACGAAGUUACGCUUCGAGGUCUUUCAGCCAGGUGACAUGGUCAUUCGAGAAGGGUCGCUCGGUCGGAAAAUGUAUUUCAUUCAGCAUGGCUGUGUCAGCGUGAUCACACAUGACAGUAAAGAGAAGCAACUGAAUGACGGCUGUUACUUCGGGGAGAUAUGUUUGCUGACCCGUGGACGUCGUACAGCGAGCGUCAGAGCCGAGACCUACUGCAGACUUUAUUCUCUCAGUGUGGACAGCUUUAAUGAGGUUUUGGAGGAGCAUCCGUUAAUGAGGAGAGCAUUCGAGAGUGUGGCCUUGGACUGCCUGGACCGAGAAGGAAACGGUUUUGUGAACUCGCCCAAAGCCCCGGAGGACGACGGAGACUGACAUAUUCUUUGCAUGAUCCCUUUCGUUCACCUCUGUGAACCUUCACUUACCAGAGAUCUAAGAGACUAGAUUGGCGCAGAGAAUAGUGUUCAUGCAAACAUAUUUUGUGAUGCCUUGACAUUAAUGACGUUGUACAGUUGCAGUAUGGUGUAAUAUAUCUAAUUGAAUUAUUUUUAUAAUCGUAAUAAUUCCAUGUCUAGGAAUAUACAUUUAAACAGGCUUUUAGUUUUAAUGAUGCCUAAUUGAUGAUUCUAGAGCUGCUGGAUCCAUGAAACACUUUUCUUUCAGGUAAUGAGCUAGCAGAGAUUCUUUGAUCGACGUGGUAAAAUAUCUAUGCAGAAAUCUAUUAUAAGACUAAAUGAGUCGUAGACAUGCAACAUGCUUAGACAUCUCAAACGUUCAUGUAAUGUAAAUUUAUUAAUUUACCCAGCAAUAGGUAACAGUACUAGUAUUUUUGGUUGACUAGCCCCGAUAAUUUGCCCCCUUAAAUUUGCAUUGAGCAAAAUGACCCAGCAUAGCCCCUCAACUGAUCAAUGCAUCAGACUAAAACAGUGUUCAGUUCUGGAUGAUUGUCAUAUUGCUGGUCAUACGUCUUUAGAUAAAUGGCUGGUGGAGGUAAUCAAAUAAACAUAUCAAGAUGAUAUGACAUGAGAUAGUCUCAUGAGAUCUCAUAGUGAUAUGACCGCUGUGUAUCUGCUAUCCUGAUUGAGCACUUAUGAAAAAUGUGAGAAUUAUAUUAUGAAAAGGCCUUACUAAGCUGGGACAGUCUGCCCAGUGUCGUCUUAACUUGAAAUAAGUAUUAAACAACAUGACUCACAUAAUCACAGAUUAAACUCAUUUCAGUCUGACCCGACUCGUAGGUCACAAUCAGUCCUCAUGGAAAAAAGCCUUGUGUUGUACUUUAUAGGAUAAUUUGUUUGAUCAAGAACUUUUUUUUAAAUAAUUUUUGUUAACCAUGUUGUUGCCCUACAUAAUAAUUAUAACGAUAGGAUGCAUGUCGAGUAUUACAAAGUAGUUGGGAUAAAAAGCACAAUGUAUAUGUAAACGGAUGUGAUUGGAAAAGUAAAGCGCAUUUUUAUUUUGUUUUGUAAAUAAUCUGAAUAUAAAUGUUAAAUUCAACUAUAAUGUUGUAACCCUGUUGUUUACAGGUAACAACAGUUCACAGAGAUGGAGUAACUGCACUGCACUUUUUACCGGUCUGUUGUCACCUGUAUAGUGAAAUUGUAACCACUAGGUGGCCACAAAGAUUUUAUUCUUACUAGAACAGAUUAUUCUUAAUUAUG
Triplophysa dalaica is the source of this 3659-nucleotide messenger RNA. RefSeq names its product hyperpolarization activated cyclic nucleotide-gated potassium channel 3 (gene hcn3). Bases 457 to 2376 code for a protein of 639 amino acids. The record is from RefSeq and is a predicted model, not a curated record. Gene Ontology annotation, cellular component: membrane. Gene Ontology annotation, biological process: potassium ion transport; transmembrane transport. NCBI's taxonomy places the organism in Eukaryota, Metazoa, Chordata, Actinopteri, Cypriniformes, Nemacheilidae. The transcript is spliced from 8 exons. Gene Ontology annotation, molecular function: voltage-gated potassium channel activity.